This is a messenger RNA of Daphnia magna, 3221 nucleotides long. RefSeq lists its product as uncharacterized. The transcript has 14 exons. The coding region runs from base 1379 to 2896 and encodes 505 amino acids. The record is from RefSeq and is a predicted model, not a curated record. NCBI's taxonomy places the organism in Eukaryota, Metazoa, Arthropoda, Branchiopoda, Diplostraca, Daphniidae.
UGCAUUCGUUGCCAACAUCCGUCCCGUCGUGCUUAAUUGCUCUGCUCCUGAAGCUGGUUCGUUGAGUCCACUGUCGUAAAAGCAGAUAUCUGUAUUGUCUGUGUUAAGACAGAUUAUAAUCUUCAUGGGUGUCCUGUACCUUAACUGCUAGCCAAGGUCCCAGAGAGACAAUGAACUGUUAACAUUCGAUUGCAACUGCUGAAAUGAGACCAUUGAACUGUCGUACAAUUCCUCCCAGGCCAUAGUCACCUGAAAACGUAUGGUAGCUGUCAACAGGGAAAGCACAAACUGUUGAAAUCAAACGUUCCGGAACGACAAAUUGCGUGGUCUUUUUGGCGCCACAUUUUCAAUUACAUUAACCGCUAAGCUACCGGAUAUUUUAGAAUAUCAUACCAUAUAGCAAACAGUUCAGUAUAUUUUCCAUUUGGGUAAACACGUCGCUGCACAAUUGUCUAAGGUAAGUUUACAUUAUAAAGCUAAAUUGUCAUCACAUAUCACGCCGCAUUUCCAUAGCGGUAGAGCACAGUUUUUAUAGAUAGCAAUCGACGGUGACCCGAUGAACGCUUGCCUUUUUAUGGUAGCAGAUUGCAGAAGGCGAGACAUUUCGUCGUUAACCGUUUUGGUUUCUUUCCAAUGCCAACAAAAUGCGUUAAGUGGAAUGCGCUUCAGCUAGGAAUAUUAAACUGCAGGCAGCAGAUGUAAAACGUUUUCUUCGCGAAUACGUUAAACUAUUCAGAUAACUAAACGAAGCUUUGCAGCUCGCUGUAAUAACGGGACUUACUCAGUUCCUGAUGAAUUUUACAAAAAGUAUGUAUGAAAACUAAACACAAAAAUUUUACGUCAAUCUUUCCGAAGUAUGUUUGGCAUAUCCAUUUCAGAUUGAAAAAAAAAAAAACGUUUGUUGUUGGAAAAAAAACCAUGUGGAUUAUCAUUCCUAUGUUUCUGCAUUCCAGUUCUAUGUUUGACGUCCCAAUGUGUUAGACGCGGUGCACGAAUGUUGUGGAGAUUGUUCUUUGCAAGCUCAUGAAGUAGACUUCGCUCUCUUUCGGCAUUGCGCUAACAGCGCUGCGUUAUCGAUGAAAACGUAGGGUCAGAUGGUCGGUGCUUGAUACCACGACGAAGACGUAGGGAGAACAAGCUGUUAGCGAAACACAAUGGCAGCAGCAGUUGUAAUAUCUCAACCAGGAAACAACACCCCGCAAUAAUUUGCUGAUGGGUUUCAGAAAACUCCUCCUAUAAAGGUCGAAGUCCAACCCCGCUGACGGUGUAUAAAGCCUACCCCAGACGGAGCAAUUCCGGAGAUCUUUUCAGAUCUUUUACGUCCUCGAAAAGCGUCAUCAUCGCCGACAAAUAUUUAAACGAAGAAUCCCAAACAACAAUGUCGAAACAACAUUGUCUAACUCUCAUAGUCGUCGCCUUUGUGUUACAAGGCUGCUUUGCUUGUGACAGUCAUCCUGAAGAGCAAUUACAAGUGAACGAAAACGAGUUUGAUUAUUACUUUAAUUUUGUUCGUGAAUUGGUUCCUGACACGUUGGUUUACAGUAAACCCUUUUACCACCAGAAUGUUCCAGGUAUUUUUAAAGUAUAUGACAAUUCAUAUCGCCAGCCAGAGGGACGAAAUCGUCCCAACAAGCAGCAAACCACAGCUAAUCCAUUCACAAAAUACUUUAUCAGAAAAAUCGCUAAUGGUGAUCAACAGAAAAACCAAGCAGAGAGCCGUUUUAUCCUCGGCAGUUUGCUGAACGCAGCCGUCUUCAACAACCGAUUCCGCCCAGUAAACGCUUUCAGGCCACAUUUGGGUCGUAUGUCUAUUCGUCCACCUUUGCUGGAUGCUUGCAUAACGCCGAAUGGUGACGCCGGUGUAUGUACUUCGGGUUCGGUAUGUGCACUGUUUGGUGGACGGCCUAGCGGCUCCUGUAUCUUGGGAAAAGUUUGCUGCAUAAAUGAGGUUAACACCUGUGGGGGAACAGUUACACUUAACAAUACAUAUUGGCAAUCGCCACCCACGGAAAUAAUUGGGUCUACAAUCUGCGCAUUGAACAUCAAAUUAGACAGCAAAUUCAUAGAACAAAUAGCCAAACCGAUUUGCCAAAUCCGAUUGGAUUUCAUUUCAUUCUCCAUUGCGCAACCGACUGCCGGAACUUGCACAGACACUUUCCAAGUUGGAGGGGCUUCUACCACCCCACCCAUCAUUUGCGGUGACAAUAGUGGUCAACACAUGUACCUCGAUGUUCCAUCAACCGACCUUACUACUGAUAUUCAGCUCACGUUCAAUUUCGCACGGACAGCAACUCCGAGUUCUCGCUUAUGGAACAUCAAAAUUGCACUACUCCCAUGCGGCGCUCCGUAUCUCGCGCCUGUUGACUGUCUCCAGUAUUUUACAUCACCCUCCGGAAGAGUUAGCUCAUUUAAUUGGAAAGAUGUUCCAGUCACUGCUGUCCGCCAAUUAAACAAUCAAAAUUAUAACGCCUGUUUUAGGACUGAACUGAUUGACCGACAGAAAGCUACGGAAAUCUGCUUUUCAGUUUGCCCGACGACAAAUACGGGCGCCGGCUUUUCUAUUACCACCAAUGCCGUCGUUGCCGGUAAUUCCCUUUUAGGACUCGGAAAUAAUGUUCAAGGCUAUUGCACGUACGACUUUCUUGGCAUCCGUUCUGCAACCGAUUCCAUAACCGGUCUUGCAGGAGAUCGUUUUUGUGGAGAACAUCUUAACACAGCACGAGCGCCUAAUGGUGCCAGCACCAGCGUUCAAUUAUGCACCCCGAUAAAACCCUUUAAGGUUACUUACGUAACUGAUGGUACCGAAUCGGCAAUUGGUGCUCCGGCAUUAGUAGCGACUCCAGCAGACACUAAUAACGUUGGAUUUUGCAUUGACUACCAAGAAAGAGCAAAUUAAAUGUAACCUGAAUUUUAAUAUUGCUACAUACCAAAUCAAUUGUUGGUCGUCGAUUUACGCUUCUUGAGAUUAACUACCUUUUGUGACAGAUGCUGUUGUACUUCAACAUAUUCCCUCUUCACAAAGCAUUUGCAUUUUAAAAAAAUCAGUAGAACUUGCUCAAAAUUAAAUUCACCAGAAAGGAAAAAACAUAUGUAUGAAAAAUAGUUAGUUUCUGCACAGGUUUGAAAAUAUUCAACUUAAGAGCAUUAGUACUGAAAUCGUACUGACGAGUAAUUAAUUCGUUACCAUUAAUAGGUAUUACUGCAAAAUAGUUGUUUUGCAU